Helianthus annuus (common sunflower) is the source of this 1602-nucleotide messenger RNA. RefSeq lists its product as uncharacterized. The transcript is spliced from 2 exons. The coding region runs from base 1 to 1602 and encodes 533 amino acids. The record is from RefSeq and is a predicted model, not a curated record. NCBI's taxonomy places the organism in Eukaryota, Viridiplantae, Streptophyta, Magnoliopsida, Asterales, Asteraceae.
AUGCAUAUUGAAAAGAAUGUGUGUGAUAGUUUGUUGGGCUUAUUGCUAAAUAUUUCCGGAAAAACUAAAGAUGGUGUUAAUGCUCGUAAAGACAUGGAAGAGAUGGGAAUACGUAAAGAGCUUGCCCCUGUUGAGAGUGUGAAUGGUACUUAUCUCCCACCUGCAUUUUAUACUAUGUCAAAGGCAGAAAAAACAAAGUUUUGUAAAUGUUUACAUGAUAUUAAAGUCCCAUCUAGCUAUUCUGCAAAUAUUAAAAGUUUGGUGUCGAUGAAAGAGUGUAAAUUGCUUGGUAUGAAGUCUCAUGAUUGUCAUGUUUUAAUGACACAUAUGAUUCCUAUUGCAAUUCGUGGAUUAUUACCGGAGAACAUUCGACAUACAAUCACAAAACUUUGUUUGUUUUUUAACAUGAUUCACACAAAGGUUAUUGAUCCCGAAGUCUUGGACGAAUGGCAAAAGGAAAUUAUCAUUACCCUUUGUGAACUAGAGAUGCAUUUUCCACCGUCCUUUUUUGAUAUAAUGGUACACCUGAUAUCUCAUAUCGUACAAGAGAUUAAGGCUUGUGGUCCUGUAUUCCUACGUUACAUGUACCCUUUUGAAAGAUACAUGGGUUUCUUAAAAGGUUAUGUAAGAAACCGUAACCAUCCCGAGGGCAGUAUUGUUGAAGGAUAUAUUUGCGAAGAGGCGACCGAGUUCUGCACAGGUUAUUUGGAAGGUGUCGAAAGUAUUGGUGUUCCUAAAAGUCGUCAUUCAGGUCGACUUGCAGGUUUGGGAGUAGUUGGUAUGAAAAUAAUAGAUCCAGGCUAUGAGGAUCUACAACUUGCACAUUUUGUUGUUCUACAACAUAUGACAUGCAUUGCUUCAUAUAUUGAAGAACACAUGGAAAUAUUACGAUCGACGCAUUUGCAAAAGACAGAAAAAUGGUACAAAACUAAACAUAACGAACAGUUUUCUGAAUGGAUGAAGAACAAGGUGGCGAAAACUUACGAUCAACCAAAUGUUGAUAAAACUGUGCAAAAGUUGGGGCAGGGGCCAGAUUUUAGAGUAAAAUCAUACCAAGGGUAUGAUAUUAACGGUUAUACAUUUUACACUAAAAAUCAAGAUAAAAAAAGUGCAACGCAAAAUAGCGGAGUCACGUUAAUAGCCUCAGCUACAGAAUUUGACAGAGUUAAUCACGCCAAAAGAAUCGCCACAAACUCAUAUUAUGGUGUCAUAGAAGAAAUUUGGGAGUUAAAUUACGAUGAUAUCAUUAUACCUUUGUUAAAAUGUAAGUGGGUCGAUAAUCGUACAGGUGUUAAAGUUGAUGAAUAUGGUUUUACACUUGUCGAUCUUACCACUGAUGGGUAUAAAUCCGAACCAUUCAUUCUUGCAAGUCAAGCCACACAAGUGUUUUUUGUGAAUGACCCAAGCAAACCAAAAUACCAUAUAGUAUUGCAAAGUAAACGUCGUAUUCUUGGUGUUGAUCAUGUUGUUGAUGAGGAAGAGUACAACCAAUUUGAUGAGCUACCGCCAUUUUCAGUCGGUGUUCAAUCGAUAAACGAAUCUGCAACUGAUGGCGUCACAUACGUACGAUCCGACCACAACGAAAGGAUAUAUGUUGAAUAA